This is a messenger RNA of Paramuricea clavata, 5841 nucleotides long. The record is from the annotation of a GenBank genome assembly. NCBI's taxonomy places the organism in Eukaryota, Metazoa, Cnidaria, Anthozoa, Malacalcyonacea, Plexauridae.
UAUAAAUUGAACUUGUUGGCAUCUAAUGCUUGUAUACCUGUAAUACAUCAUGUUUAAAGCUAAAUAUUAUAUUUAACCUGCAGAGUGCUAAUUAUGGAAAAGCAGAUAAAAAUUCGAUACGGCACUGAAAAGGCGAUUCAAUAUAUUCUGGCACCCGGUUCGGAUUCUGAACUGUCAGAGCUUGAAGAUGAUGAUGAAUGUGUGCAUGAAGUUGCAGCGAAUGAAUGCUGUGAGGCUGAUAAUCCAGAAUCAGAUGAUAGUGAUGUUGAUGAAAGUGAAGAAACUACCCCAGUUUUCAAGUGGAAUAAGAAGGAACCAGAAGCAAUUGAUGUAUCCUUUUCAGGGGCAGAAUUUACCCUACCUGAUAAUGUACAUGAACUGAGCCCUUUUUCAUAUUUUAAGAUGUUUUGGGAUGACACUAUUACCCAAAACAUUGUUGAACAAACAGAUUUGUAUAGUGUUCAACAAACAGGCAGCAGCAUUUCUACCACAAAGGAUGAAAUUGAAAGGCUGAUUGGUCUGCAAAUGAAAAUGGGCAUUGUAAAAUGCCAAACUAUGAACUUUACUGGGAAAAGGAGUUGCGUUAUGAGCCAAUUGCAUCUGUUAUGCCAUCAAAGCGGUAUAAGAAGCUGCGACAGUUUCUUCAUGUAAAUGACAAUUCCAAAAAAGAUGACCCAGACAACAAAGACAAUCGUCUAUAUAAGGUGUUGCCAGUAAUUGAAGGAGUUCGACAAAAUUGUCUAAAGGUUGAGCCAGAGAUUUCUCACUCUAUUGAUGAACAAAUCAUCCCAGCUAAGACUAAAUAUAGUGGAAUUCGGCAAUACAACCCGAAGAAACCAACUAAAUGUGGAUUUAAGAACUUUGUACAAGCUGGAAAAAGUGGUAUGAUCUAUGACUUCUUUAUUUAUGCUGGUGCCAAAAGUACUGGUCAAGAGAAAUGCACAUCGGAGUCAGUCGUUUUAAAACUUUGUGAAAGCUUGGCAAAGAACUGCAACCACUUGCUAUUUUUUGACAACUGGUUUGCAACAUUACCUCUUAUGUUGAAGCUGAAGUCUCUAGGCUAUCCCACCACUGCAACAGUUCGAGCUAACUGGAUUGCCAAAUGCCCUCUCAAGAGCGAGAAACAGCUGAAGAAGGAUGGUCGGGGUAGUUUUGACUACAGAACAGAUGAUACAUCACAGCUUCACAUUGUUCGAUGGCUUGACAACAAAUGUGUUCAACUGGUGUCAACCUAUGCUGGUGUCAAGUCAUCAAAAAAGGUGAAAAGAUGGGAUGGUAAAACCAAGAAACAUGUUGACGUUACGUGCCCAGAUGUUGUGUGCUAAUACAAUGAGUCCAUGGGUGGUGCCGACUUGGCUGACAAUGCUGAUUGCUCUGUAUCGCACAAAGAUCAAGACGAAAAGGUGGUAUCUUAAAGUUUUAUUCCAUUGUGUCGAUAUUGCCAAAGUGAAUGCCUGGAUUUUGUAUCGUCGCCACUGUGAUAUGGGGAAGGUGCCAAAGAAGCAGCAGCAGGCACUCCUAGACUUCAACAUAGCAAUCGCUGAAAGUCUGAUUAAGUGUGGCAAGUCUGGAAUGACAAGGAAACGUGGUAGACCAUCAUUGGAAGAAGCUGAGUUGAGAGCAACAGCUGAGAAGAGAGGAAGAAAGCCAGACACGCCUUUGCCUGCCAAGGUUAUUCGGUUAGACAGAUCGCAUCACUGGCCUGAGUAUAAAGAUUGAAAGAACCGUUGUCGGCAUUGCAAACUUGGGUUCAGUAGAGUGUACUGUGACAAGUGCAAUGUCUGUCUGUGUCUUAGCAAUGCACGAAACUGCUUCAGAGAUUUUCAUACUUUGUGAACUAAGUAGUUGACAUGAUAUUACUGUAGCAUGUGCACAAAUAGAAACUGUGGCUAUGACAUUUUCAAUUGUUUAUGCAGCACAAUAUUCAUAACACCAUUUUUAAGAAUUAAUAGAAUUAUCCUAGUUAGAAUAUGUACCUUAUUAAAUAAUUUAAAGUUAUUUGUGUGUACAAUAUAUAAGUACAACAAUCUUCAUUUAUUCUGCAGCUAAGACUCCCCCCGCCCCCCCCCUGUAACUGUGUAGCUCCCUGCUCUAAAAUGGACCUGAAGACAAUGCCACUUUGAUAAAAUGGAUUUUCACUAUUGCAGUUUGCAUAUUCUGGAAAAGCUGCAUAAAACAUACUAAACUACUAUGCAGGAUUUUCACUCAAAUUAUACCCCUAACUGGGCGGUGUUGCCAUAUGGCAACAAAUCAAAAACGACUUACCCCCCUGUUUUCCCACAUUUUUGCGUUUAACGUUAUUACUGCACUACUUUUAAAGAACUUUUUGUGUGAGAACAUUUUUUUAAAGAUGUAUUUCAAAAUGUGCACAGUAAAGGGCUAAUUAGAGAGCAACUUUUUAGACACAAGUUGGAAUCAUAUUUUCAAGUUCAUUUCAAAUCUAUACCUGCAUGACUUUUACACAAGGGGCCCAGAGACGCCGCUCGUGAUAUAGAUUUGAAAUUAACUAUAUAGUUGUAUAUGUAAGUCAGUGUCGCUAAUUAUACCAAAAAAUCUGUUUGUCUGUUAGAAAAAAAAAAGUCGAAGACAUCCUGGAAGGCUAACCCUGAUUUUGACACUAUUUAUUUGGGUUAAACACUGAUUUCUAGUUACAGUAAUAUAUACAUAAAAAAAUUGCUUUAUUUAAUUUCCAUUGCGUUUUUCUAUUCUUACUAAUGACUUAUACUAGUCUCUAAUCUGUUGCUUUGUAAAUUCUGUUGCAGACGGGUAUGACGUGAAGAAAUUGCCAUUAUUUAAGGCAGAGACGAUUGAUUUAAUAGGCAAGUUCUCAUCUCGUGGCAAAUUGGCAACUGCUUCCUUAAACUUACUCUCUUCAUCUGCAGUCAUUUUCCUUCGACUACGCGUUGUUGCAAAUUAUUUGCUUGGUGAUUGAAGUGAUGGUGGUACACCCGUCUUGUUAGAGGCCGGCGAACAGCGAAUUUCGCCUGCGCUCAGAAAAAAAACUAAAGCCAUUCGCCGGAGGCUCUGAAAAAUUCGCCAGCGCCUACAGUCUGUGCAGUUAUGAUAAGUUGUCAAGUUAACAUAUUAGCAGAGUAUCAAUAAUUUAUUAAAUGUGCUAAACUAUUCAUUAGUUUUUAUUAUACGAAUCUUUAUUUUUUGCUGAAAGUUCGCUAAACCAGUAAACUUUAAAUUCUUGCGUAAUCAGUAUAGUUAUGUACAUCGAUGAACAUACAGGGCUUUAAUGGCGUCUUGUAGGGUACACUCUAUUAGGGUAUAUGUUCUUUUUUGGUUAAUUAUGGAUAAUUCGGGUUUAAUAUCCAGCUGUUAUUGCGUGAUAAUCCAUGGUAAACAUGGCGACCGUUAAUGACAAUGAAUAAGAUGUUUUCGCUUGGUUUUGGUUUCAUUUGGAAGGUAUUGUACAAAGAAAAGAACAAUAUUAAAAACUUUUUCCAUUAAGUUAUGUUUAUCACUAGAAUUCAUUUCAUUUAUUCAUAUAUUUAGUAAAAAAUACAGGGAGAAAAUGUCGUUCGAAAAAGUAUGUAUGUCUUGUGGAAACAACACAUUCUAUUCGUGCGUAAAUUGCGAUUCUGGCAUUUGUAACCGCCCAAGUUGCAGCAAAGCCGUUGAUAUCACUCAUCCGGCAUAUUCUGAAGGACAUCCAAAAAAGAUAAGUGAAUGCAAUACUUGCAGUUGCAUCAAGAAAACAGUUCCAAAACAAAACCAAUCAACAAUAAAAGACUUCUUUGCCAAAAAGUGAGUACUUUACUCUUUAACUAUUAAAAUCAUUUCAAACUUUUGAAUUCGCCUGACUUAAACACUUUAAUCAUUGGAUCUGAUUCAAUCGUUAUAAAUUUGCGUAGAGUGUGUUAUAAAGUUGCCUGAAUAACUUCAUUUUUCCAUAACGUGAUUAAAUGGAUUUGCCCAUUGACAUAAACUAAAGACUAAAUUGUUAUGACUAAUGUUAUUAUAAGUUCAUAACAGGGCAGUCAGUCAUUCAUAAAUAUCCUCACUAUCUGAUUGGCUUGUUUUAUGUUCUAGACCUUCCAACUCUAAUGUGAUAACUGCGCCCGAUCCAGACCAACCAUCAACUAGUAAAACAACCCCUUCAGUUGCAACGUAAGUUAAAGUUCUUCAAUAUACAGUCAAAUAAAUCAUUGAGUCUUUGGAAAUAAUCCUUUAAUAUACUUUUAAUUGUUAUCUAUUCUUCUUGCAAGUUGCAGGGAGUAAAACAAAUCAAAACUAGUAUCAGUAACAUUGAAACAUAUUUUUCUUGUAUACUAUAGGAAACGUCCGUUGUCAAAUAAUCAAACAGAAGGUGAAGUUACCUCAAAAAAGCCGAAGAUCGUAACUUCACAUUUUUAUGGUGUAACUGAGGAAGAAUGUUGUCUCCAGCUUGCUAAACUCAUAGAGACUGCAUUUCUUAAUCAUUUUCAAGGUGAUAUUCUACCAGAACACAUUCAUAAUUAUUACAUUUGCAAGUUGAGAAAUUGUACAGAUAUAAGCGAGGAAGACAAAACGAAAAUGAAGAAGGAUAACAAAUUCCAGCAUAAAUGGUUAACAGACGUCGACAUUGCAUACUGCAAAGAAACCGGAAUCUGGUGUUUAUGUUACAUUGACAACAGAGGAAUGUUCUGUGGGCUUUGCAGGAUUCACAAUACAUGUCAACCAUCUAACAAUUCCAAAGUCUAGAAUACAGAGGCCAACACCCGAUGCAGGACAGGAACUGUGAAAGGUCAUUUACUCCAAGCAAGUAAAGGAAGCACUACUCUGCAUGGUAAAAUAGCUGCAUCAUUGGAGAAAUCAAAAUACAGCUCUUACUUUGUGACUACACAAAAAGAAAGAGAAAAUUACAUCAACAGCAGUUAUUUGGCAGUUUUCAAAGCCUUAUACUGGCUGGCCAAAGAAGAAGUGGCUAAUGCAAAAACUGUUUCAUUACUUGGCUUAUUGGAGGAGCUUGGGGUGAAAGAAGUUGGUGCAUUUACAACACGCUCAGAAUCAGUCUUAAGAAAAAUGGUCAUACUUAUUGCCAAUACCAUUACAGAAAAAAUCGUCAACAAGAUUAAGAAAUCUGAAGCUUUCGGACUUUUAACUGAUGAAGUCACAGACAUAUCAAACGUGCAACAGCUAGUGUCAUUUAUUCAGUUUUUUGAUGACGAAAUUGGUGAUUGUGUAACCAAGUUUAUUGAAACAGCAGAUCUUCUGGAGAGUUCACCAAAUUCAUCUCCAGAUGCUGAUGCUAUCUUUUCCUGCCUGGUUAAACUCUUGCAAAAGCAUGGUUUAGAUCUAAAUGAAUUGAAAGGCUUUGGAAGCGAUGGAGCAAGCGUAAUGACAGGAAGGAACAGAGGCGUAGCUGCAAAAUUCAAGAGUUUGGAAGAAUGCAAAACCAUGAUAAAUAUUCAUUGUGUAUGUCACCGCUUGGCCCUUGCAUGUGCAGAUACUGAUGAUGAACUGAAGUUUAUUCAAGAUUUUGAGAAAACAGCUUUAGAGUUAUGGUCUUUUUUCAAAAAGUCGCCAAAGAGACUUAAAAUAUAUAUUAAAGUAACAUUGGGGGUGAGAAAUUUCGAUGCUAUGUCAAAAAGGCAAAAAAAGAAGUUGGUGAGGAAGGUGAAAAAAGCUGUUAGAACGAGAUGGUUGAGUCUAAAUGCCUCUGUUGAUUCGAUAAGCCAGGAAUAUGUCGGGUUAGUCCAUGCCCUGCGUUCGAUGCAAGAAGAUAGAAAUUCUGGUUCCACUGCCAAAGGGCUCUUAAAGAAGAUUGACUCGGUUCAAUUUCUCGGGACUUUAUAUCUGUUGAAAUUCGUCCUGCCACACUUAUCAGCUUUAAGUCACACUAUUCAAGCUUGA